UUUGGAAAUCGAUGUGUCAUCAGGACGAGUUUUAUGCGGGACUUAUUUUUCCCCCGCCACUUUAAUGAUGAUUUAGAAAAGAUAUUAGAUAUUAAUAUUUUUGGUGUUCCGACUCGUUUCUGAAAAAAAUAUUUCAUCGAAGUUAUUGAUUUGACGAAGUUACUGAUCAUUUUGAAAAAAAUGAGUUUUCUUUAGAAAUUUACUGUGACCAUGGGUGAACCGAAGGUAACGUCCACUUACGGCACCACUGCUUUCAGAUUGCAUGACUUCAUCUGGGACAAUGAAACUUCGGGGAUUCAACCUGAUCAGUCCAGGCAGAAAGAGAACGCAUUUUUGUUGGGAAUAUCUUUCGUUGGUGGUUUCGUGCUCGGAGUCGUCAUACACUUGGUAUACCACUUUUUCGUGAGGUGGAUCUUGACCCGCCAUCUACCUGCUGCACCAGAUACGGAAUUAUCCAACGGAGUCUGCAAUCUGGCUUUCAUUGGAGAUGACUGGAGGCCUCCUGGUGACGAUCCACCCUCGUACUCGACGGUUGUACAGUCAGAAGAUAACGCAAUGACAUUCUGGUCCAGGUUUUUUAAGAGAGAAAAGAACACCAAUGAUCCCCAAGAAGAGCCUCCACCAAGUUAUUCUAAUGCAGUAGAAGAAUUGCGGAGGGAUCGGAGGACCUCUUCGUUCUAAAAAUGUAAAACAUAUUCUAGUCAACAGCCUCUCUAAUUUGCAAACCCAUUUCAGUGACACCUGUGUAAGUAGUUCACUUGCGGUGCAGUAGUGCUGUGGUUAACUUAGAAGAGUGGUAAACUUAUGAAGACUGAUGUAUAUGAUCCAGGGCUAAUUCUGUACCUAAUAACAGUAGUCAACUUAAAAAGGUGAUUAACUUACAAAGGUGGUCAACUUUACUGGUUAUACUAUAUUUGCAAUUCUUUACAAUCCAUCAUGGCUUUUGUCCUAUAAAGGCAAGUCCGUCUAAUGCAGCUGAAAUAUUGCACACAUAUAGGAACAUAUCUUUCUCAAAAUGUAAGUUAAAUCCUGAACAAUAACUCUUUUAAUACAAUCAAUAUGCAAUCCUAUCACUCAUAAUUCCCUAUAAUCCAUUGACAUUCAUCUUCUAAGCAAGAAAAUCCAGGUGAUUCUAACUCAGUUGGUAUGGUUGGGGAGAAACCGAAGGACUUCGUCUUUCAAAAAAUAUGUCAUUCUAGUCCCUUCCUCCCUAAUCCACAAACCUUCGCAAUUCUUUAUUUUCCUUUAAAGCUUUUAGACAGUUAACAGUGAAGUAUUGGCUACAGAGAAGUCAGUUGCUUUUAAAGUCUGUUAAAGUUUUGAUUUUUAGUAAGAUGUAAAAUUUCAAAAUAAUUGACAGGAAAUUAUUAAGCUGAAAUGCAUCUAGAACAAUCAUACUUUACGUCAACUCAAAUUAAUUUCAGAAUUUACACAGCAAAUAAUAAGUGACAAAUGAAAGAAUAUAGGUAAAUAAAGCAAGUUUAUAUAGAAUAAAUCAAAGUAAUUUUUUGCAAUUUUUUCAUUAAGUAAGCUCAUUCACCGUACGGUUUUUAUAGCCGUAUGUCAAAAUUCAAAAUUCGUUGACAUCUUAAUUAAAGUACAAUAAAAAAAGAACUUUCUCUAUGAUCUGAACAAUUCAGUGAUAGGCAAAGCGCCUAAUCUGAAGCGUUUGCUCAAGGAGUUGACAACAGUAAUCAAGCAACUUGAUUAUAAAUUACAACAUGGAAAUAAGUCUUUCUACCACAUUUAGUUAACAUGUAUUUGUCGCUGAAAAGGUUCAAAAUAAGAAAAAGAAAUAGCAUUUCAGGGUCAUGAUUACUUUGUUGCUGAUUGUUCAUUUCAUUAAAAACUUCGCAACAAACUCAUUUUGUAGUGAAAUGCUUUGAGAUACAUUUUCUCAUUUCUAAGAAAUAAGUUAUGUCAGGAAAGAAAAUUUGAACAAAAUUUCGUCUCGUAUGUCAAAGUGUAACCAGAGUAGUGUGUUUCGUUCCAAUCUAUUAUCUAAACUAGGAAUUGUUGUUUAAUAGAUGAAUUAAAUUCACAAAAAGCGAAACUUAUGAAUUAAGUAUUUGGAGUAAACUAUUAUAAAAUGCAGGACAGGAUUUUAAAAAUGAAUGGACAAAAAAUAUCUUAAGUAAUCUUUGUCCAUUUUUUUUUUUUUUUUUGCAAUUGAUAAAUAUUGCUGUGAUAAUUUCUUAUGUAACUUUGAUUACAAAUAAAUUUUUAAUUUCAUGUUUAGUGUAAGUCCUAGACAUUUAUUAUUCCUACUGUUCGACUAUGGCCUCUGUUGUCAUAUGUUUUGUGGUUGAAGGAAACCCUUUCUAUAAAACAUACCACUUCUUCCCCUCACAUAAUAUUGCAUAAAUUCAAUGAUAUAAAAAUAUUUUUCUCCAUUUUUAAUUUCAAUGUUUUGUGAUAUCAUACGGUAUUUUUCUUGAAGUUGGAAGAAUAAUUUCGUUGUCCUUGUUGCUGUUGCGGGCGAGUAAAGAUAUUGCCUCUCUUAUUUAUUUAUUUUUUUUUCGUUCAAAUAAAAUUUUAAGAAAUAAAUGAUCUCAAUACAUUUGAAAAACAGCAUUCCCAUGACAGAAUGUUUGAAUCUGUAUAAGUGUGUAUUUUUUAAUGAAUAAAAUUUCUGAAU
Messenger RNA from Uloborus diversus, 2638 nucleotides. RefSeq lists its product as uncharacterized. The transcript is spliced from 2 exons. Lineage: Eukaryota; Metazoa; Arthropoda; Arachnida; Araneae; Uloboridae. The coding region runs from base 211 to 681 and encodes 156 amino acids. The record is from RefSeq and is a predicted model, not a curated record.